Molecule: messenger RNA, 2594 nt
Organism: Tyto alba (common barn owl)
Lineage: Eukaryota; Metazoa; Chordata; Aves; Strigiformes; Tytonidae
Gene: OSTF1
Product: osteoclast stimulating factor 1
Exons: 10
Coding region: 197-841 (214 amino acids)
Biological process (GO): signal transduction
Molecular function (GO): protein binding
Source: RefSeq, a predicted model, not a curated record
CCGGGCUGGGUCCCGCCGGGGGCUGGCAAAGCGUCCCGCCCGCCCGCUCGCCCUUCCUUCCUCCUCCUCCUCCGGCCGCCGCGCACUGUCCCGGGAGCCCGGCGAGGGCUUGUGCUGGCCGCCCGCUCCGCCCAGCACCGCGGGGCCUGAUCGCCGCCCCGCCGCUUCCCCGCCCGCACUCGGGACGGCCCCAGCCAUGUCCAAGCCGCCACCUAAACCGGCCAAGCCAGGGCAGGUUAAAGUGUUCAGGGCCCUGUAUACAUUUGAACCCAGAACGCCAGAUGAACUGUACUUUGAAGAAGGAGAUAUCAUUUACAUCUCGGACAUGAGUGAUACAAAUUGGUGGAAAGGAACUUGCAAAGGGAGAACUGGACUAAUUCCAAGCAACUAUGUGGCAGAGCAAGCUGAGUCUAUUGAUAACCCACUACAUGAAGCUGCCAAACGUGGCAACCUGAGCUGGUUGAGAGAGUGUUUGGAUAAUCGAGUUGGGGUCAAUGGCUUAGACAAAGCUGGAAACACAGCUCUGUACUGGGCAUGCCAUGGAGGCCACAAAGAUAUAGUGGAUGUUCUGUUUACCCAGGCAAACCUAGAGUUAAACCAACAGAACAAAUUGGGAGACACAGCUUUGCAUGCUGCUGCAUGGAAAGGUUAUGCAGAUAUUGUAGAGAUGCUGCUGGCAAAGGGGGCAAGAACAGAUCUGAAGAACAAUGAGAAGAAACUGGCUUUAGACAUGGCAACCAAUGCAGCUUGUGCUUCCCUGCUUAAGAAGAAACAGAGUGCAGGUACAGUCCGAACAUUAAGUAAUGCAGAGGAAUACCUCGACGAUGAAGACUCCGAUUAGCUUUUUUCAUUCAGCCUGAAGAACUAUAACUUGCGUUGCCUAUGUCAUUCCCAAAACAUGUCUUUACAACUGUAAAAAUAUCUUUCUUAGAAUAUUGCAGUCUUCCAAUAUAGCAUAUAAAUGAGAGGGUGAAAUCAUGCUUUCCAAAGGAAUAAUCUUCAUGUGUGCCAGAAGAUGCCACAUUAAAUCAGACUUCCUUUGGAAUUAUCUCACAGAGGAAGUGUGACAUACCCUUAUCAUUGAAUGGGCAGAGGACCAUCUUCUAAACUCACAGGUUUCAUCUCAAGCCUUCCCAGCAAGUGCCUUGCAUCUCUGGAAUAUGCUCCUCCAACUGAAAGGUCCCACUGGGACAGCAGGACACCAUUGCUAACAUUUCCCAAAAUCUCCGUGGAUAUAGGUUCCUUUGUGCAGAUUAGAUAAUGCUGGCAGAAUCAGUGCUGGCUGACAGGCAUGAAUGGAGAUGCUGUGGUAGAGACUGACUAUCUUUUGCCCACAUGGAGCCAGCAAGACAAGGUUUGAUUUUUUUUUUUUUUUAUUUUAUUUUUUUUUUGUAAAAUAUCCCCAUUCCACCACCCCAUUGCUUCCUGUGCUCCUUUAAGUAAGGGGUAGAAUGACAUGGGACAGUCUGCCCCUGGAUGCUUUGUCUUCUCUAUUGCUAUGGGCCCAAUCCCUGAAAUGUAAACUCAGGCAAAAUGCUUGCUUAAAUCAGUUUUGCUUGAGAAAUACACUUAAUUUUGGACUUCGUGACUUGAUUACUUUGCUUUUUGAAGUACCUUACGCUGAAACGAUUCAUAGUGAAAGGAAGACACAAUAUUUUUCUUUUUAUCCUGCCUAAAGUUUUUUUUACUGAUCUCUUGCUUUUAUUUUUUAACUGUUCUUAUAUUUUGUCCUAAAUUACCUCAAAGCUUAGCAUAUUUGAAGGAAUGAGGGAAGAUGUGUAUCGAAUAUACCGCAGGUAUCUUUAGAAGAGAUAUCUGAAGCUGAAUAAACAUUUUAAAAAUGUAUUGCUUCUUCCUGUGAAUUAAAGAGAACUACAAAAUAAAUUGAGCCAUUUUCAAGCUUCCCUGCAGAGUUAAGAAAUAAGUACUUCCUUCAGAUUGCUCAAAUAGCUGCAGUCAAAUAUUAUACCCUACUGAGGGAUACUUCCUUACUGUGAUGGUAAGAAAAUGUUACAAGUAUUUGACUUGUAAUCUCAUUUUCAAUUUUUGUUGCUAACUUCCCUAUUAUCAACUUCGACAGAUUCAGUCCAACAGCAGUCUGUGAUACUUUGGGAAAAAAAAAAAAGAAAAAGGGAAAAAAAAAAGCUCUUAUGGAAGAUUGGGGAUAAAUGAAAAGCUCUCGUGAAAGACUGGGGAUAAACUAAAAGCUCUUGUGAAAGAUUGGGGAUAAAUGAAAAUCACACUAAGUAUUUUAGAGAUUAAAAGAAGUGUAGAGCACUCUAACAUCCCACUUUUAAAAAAUAUAUUGAACCAGAUUUUUGUAUUUUUAUUAUCCUAGAAAGAACAAGAUACAGGUAAAGCUUGUUAAACGAGCACUUACCAAGGAACUCGAUGAUUGGUUGACCGGAGCAGUGUAAGAUGGAGGCAUUGCACAAAUAGUCAUCUGGAGAUAUAAUUCUAAACUAUUCAAGUGUUAAAACUAUAGAACAAAUGUUUUAGCCCUAUGAAAUACUGUGGUCAGUUGAACUGUGACAUUUUAUAUUGUGUGAACUUGAAGAUCCUAAAGGGGAGGAAAUAAAAACCAAAGCCACCAA